Molecule: messenger RNA, 594 nt
Organism: Aspergillus eucalypticola CBS 122712
Lineage: Eukaryota; Fungi; Ascomycota; Eurotiomycetes; Eurotiales; Aspergillaceae
Product: putative cytosolic Cu/Zn superoxide dismutase
Exons: 3
Coding region: 46-594 (182 amino acids)
Biological process (GO): superoxide metabolic process
Molecular function (GO): metal ion binding
Source: RefSeq, a predicted model, not a curated record
GUUCUUUCUUCAUUCAGAAAGCCAAAUUUGCUCGCGAAAACAAAGAUGAUAUUCAAAUCCGCCCUCCUCGCAACCGCUUUGUGCCUCUCCGCCACGGCUGCGGCGAACACCAAUGCCCCCGUCGUCACUGACAACGAUGAUGUUACCUACUACGCGCAGCUAGAGCCCAAGGAUAACACCACUGUCCGCGGGUCUGUGACCAUCUUGCCUAAGCCCAGUGGCGUGGGUGUCCUUGUUUCGGCGCACUUCUGGGGAAUCCCCGAUAAUGAACAGCAGUUGGUCUACCACAUCCAUCAAAAGCCAGUCCCCAAGGACGGCAACUGCUACAGCACUGGCGCCCACCUGGACCCUUACGGCCGUGGCGAUGCCACCCCCUGCGACAUCAACGCGCCUCAGACCUGCCAAGUCGGCGACCUCAGCGGCAAGCAUGGACCGAUCUGGGCGCCCGACAACGAGGAAUUUACCACCACAUACACAGACUGGUUCCUUUCCAAUGUGGAGGGAGAGCCUGCUUUCUUUGGAAACCUCUCACUGGUCGUGCAUGCGGCGGAUAACUCGCGCCUGGCGUGUGGAAACUUUGUGCAGCUGAAGUAA